AUGGUUCGCGAUCGCAGUCCCGAACGACGACGAUCACGAUCGAGAGAAAGACGUGAUCGCGACCGGUACGACGAAAGAGAAGCUCAUAGAGAUAAAAAGCGUAGGGAUCGUUCACGAAGCCCCCGAAAAGACCGAGAAAGGUCCAGAAGUCCAAGGAAAGAAAGAGAGCGCUCUAGGAGUCCCAAUAGGAAGGACCGAGGCAGGUCUCGAAGUCCUAAGAAACGCGAUGGCAAGGAGAAAGAACGACGCUACGAUGACAAAGAGAAGUAUCGCUCGAAGAGGGAAGGCGAUAACAAACCUGAAAAAGAAGAAGAUGGGCAAUCAGAAAGUGUAGAAAAAAAGGAGGACUCAAAACCUGUGAAAAAGGAACCUUUAUCAUUAGAAGAACUACUCGCCAAAAAGAAAGCUGAGGAGGAAGCCCGUAGUAAGCCAGUAUUCUUAACAAAAGAACAAAGAGCUGCCUUGGCAUUGGAACGUCGUCGUGAGCAGGUAGAAGCGAUGAAGGCCAACACAUCAAAUCCGACUAUAGCUACAAUAGAUCUCACAGGAAACUCCAGAAAAGAUGAUGACAGAAAAUUUAGGGAAGAAAGGGAGCGAGAGCGUGAGAGAGAACGAGAACGUGAUAGAGAAAGAAAGUAUGAAGAGAGGAAAUCAAAUAAUGAACGGAAGGAUGAUAAAAAAGAAAAAGAAGAUGAAUUAAGUGGUAAAGAUAAGGAAAGGGAAGAAGAAGCCAUUAAAGCGAGAUACUUAGGUAUUGUCAAGAAAAAGCGCAGGGUAAGAAGGCUUAAUGAUCGUAAGUUUGUAUUUGACUGGGAUGCGUCUGAAGACACUUCAAAUGAUUAUAAUGCACUAUAUAAAGAAAGACAUCAAGUUCAAUUUUUUGGAAGGGGGCACAUAGCAGGCAUUGAUAUUAAAUCACAGAAAAAAGAUUACAGUAAGUUUUAUGGCAACCUUCUUGAGAAAAGAAGAACAGAACUAGAAAAAGAACAGGAAAAAUUACGUUUGAGAAAAGUUAAGAAGAAGGAAGAUAAGCAAAAAUGGGAUGACAGGCAUUGGUCAGAAAAAGACCAAGAUGAAAUGACUGAAAGGGAUUGGAGAAUCUUUAGGGAAGAUUAUAAUAUUACUAUCAAAGGAGGUAGAAUACCUAAUCCAAUAAGGUCAUGGAAAGAAGCUGGCUUCCAUCAAGACAUAAUGGAAAUUAUAAACAAAGUCGGGUACAAGAGCCCUACACCCAUUCAAAGACAAGCAAUUCCAAUUGGUUUGCAAAAUAGGGACAUAAUAGGUGUUGCAGAAACUGGAUCAGGAAAAACACUAGCUUUUCUUAUACCAUUGCUGACUUGGAUACAGUCUUUGCCCAAAAGCGAGAGAAUGGAAGAUGCUGAUCAAGGUCCAUAUGCUAUCAUCUUAGCUCCUACCCGUGAAUUGGCGCAACAGAUAGAAGAGGAAACUAACAAGUUUGGUGUGCCAUUAGGAAUUACCUCUGUAGUUGUGGUGGGAGGUCUUUCUAGGGAAGAUCAAGGAUUCAAACUAAGAUUGGGAUGUGAAAUAGUAAUAGCUACUCCAGGGCGUCUUAUUGAUGUAUUAGAAAAUAGAUACUUGGUGCUUAACCGUUGUACUUAUGUUGUUCUCGAUGAAGCGGAUCGUAUGAUUGACAUGGGUUUUGAACCGGAUGUACAGAAAAUUCUGGAGUAUAUGCCAGUCUCAAACAUUAAACCAGACACAGAUGCAGCGGAAGAUGCGUCAAUCUUGCUUGCAAAUUAUAAUACUAAGAAAAAAUAUAGACAAACUGUUAUGUUCACAGCAACGAUGCCACCGGCCGUAGAAAGAUUAGCGCGUAGCUACUUGCGUCGACCGGCUAUUGUCUACAUAGGAUCUGUAGGCAAGCCAGUAGACAGGACAGAACAAGUUGUACACAUGAUAGGUGAAAAUGAAAAACGUAGAAAACUUACUGAGAUUCUUCAACGUGGCGUGGAACCGCCCAUAAUUAUAUUUGUCAAUCAAAAGAAAGGAGCCGAUGUUCUUGCAAAAGGUUUGGAGAAACUUGGCUUCAAUGCGUGUACUUUGCACGGCGGGAAAGGACAAGAACAGCGUGAUUUUGCUUUGGCAAGUCUUAAAAAUGGUUCAAAGGAUAUACUGGUUGCAACAGACGUUGCCGGUCGUGGUAUCGAUAUCAAAGACGUCAGCAUGGUCAUCAAUUAUGACAUGGCAAAGUCAAUAGAAGAUUAUACACAUCGUAUCGGUCGUACCGGGCGUGCUGGCAAAACUGGAAAAGCUAUUUCAUUUGUUACUAAAGAGGACUCUGCUAUAUACUAUGAUCUUAAACAAGUUUUGCUCGCCAGCUCGGCUUCAACGUGUCCACCAGAACUAAUGAACCAUCCAGAUGCACAACAUAAACCAGGAACUGUUGUGACAAAAAAACGCCGAGAAGAAAUGAUUUUUGCUUAA
Leptosia nina is the source of this 2445-nucleotide messenger RNA. Lineage: Eukaryota; Metazoa; Arthropoda; Insecta; Lepidoptera; Pieridae. The record is from the annotation of a GenBank genome assembly.